GGAUUGAUACCUAAUACUAGUUAUACUAUUGGAGUGAGAGCAUAUACUAGUAUUGGACCAGGAGAAUGGACUGAUAGAGAAUAUACUACUAUUGAAAUACCUGUCAUUCAAAACUUCUCAGUAAAAAAGUUCCUUUCUACAGCAGUGAUAGCUGUGUGGGGUUCAGUUCCUGGAGCUAGUCAUUAUACUGUCUAUUAUGAGUCAACCAGUAGCUCCUCAAGAAAGAAGAGACAAGUAGAGACAGGAAUGAGAGUAUUCCCAGGUGAUACUACUGAAGGUCUAAUAGGAGGAUUAGAUCCUAAUCUGAACUACUUGUUCUUUAUAUCUACAUCAUUUAAUUUUAAUCAAAUCAAUUAUGAAGGACAGAGGACUCAGCCUGUACAUUUACCAUCAGUUUCUUAUCCUACUGCAAUAAGUACAGUUAGUGUUACUACUGCAACAACUACUGUAUUAGUCAAUGAUAAUGAGGAAAAUAAUGGAUUGAUAGUUGGUGUAACUGUAGUAUAUAUACCCAUGAUAGCACUAAUACUGGUUGUGAUUGUUAUACUAGUAAUUGUUUUACAAAUGAAAAGAGCUAAUAAUAAUCAAAAGAGAAAACAGGAUAAUGACAUUGUAAUGGAAUGCAGUCCAGCUUAUGCUACAACUGAAUUGAAAACAAAAUCAACUACUGAGCCAGUGUAUGAUACAACUAGCCCUGAGACAACUCUUCCACCAUCUGCUACUACUGAAUAUGAAAUACCAACCAUUUCAUAAUGCAUAUAUUGGUCUUUUUGUGCACUAUUUAGUUAUAUAAAUAAACAGUGUCCACUACCAUGUAGUGACUGAGUGAGUAGUAGUUAACUAAUG
Messenger RNA from Amphimedon queenslandica, 846 nucleotides. RefSeq lists its product as uncharacterized. Lineage: Eukaryota; Metazoa; Porifera; Demospongiae; Haplosclerida; Niphatidae. The coding region runs from base 247 to 753 and encodes 168 amino acids. The transcript is spliced from 5 exons. The record is from RefSeq and is a predicted model, not a curated record.